Molecule: messenger RNA, 2669 nt
Organism: Phyllostomus discolor (pale spear-nosed bat)
Lineage: Eukaryota; Metazoa; Chordata; Mammalia; Chiroptera; Phyllostomidae
Product: olfactory receptor 6T1
Exons: 1
Coding region: 876-1838 (320 amino acids)
Biological process (GO): G protein-coupled receptor signaling pathway
Cellular component (GO): membrane
Molecular function (GO): olfactory receptor activity; G protein-coupled receptor activity
Source: RefSeq, a predicted model, not a curated record
CAAUGUAUCCUGUCUCUUUUCAUAACAUUUCCUCCCACUCUCCAUAAUCAUGCCAUAAGAAUACUGGGAGAGCUGACAUUGAGAGGAGGCUAGGAAAUAUUACCCUAGGAACAAGAAUCUCUUGUACUCUGUAAAAGGAAGUCUUGAUAAAAAAACAACAACACCGUAUGACAGGUCUAGACCUCUGCACAGUCCAGUCCCAACUGGCUCACUGGCUGAUUAAGAAAAAUAAAAUCUUAAAGAUUCAACACCCCAGAUUUUUACUCUUAGUUUAAGCUAAGCCAGAACACAGAAAGGCCACAAACAUGGAGAGUUCUUGAUACUUAUAACAAUUUUGCCCACAGUGCAUUUAUUCUGCAAGGUCUUCUCCAACCCCUCAUGCUUCUGUGUUCCCCUAAGGCCACACUGCUCGUGUGGUACCCAGCCUACACGGAGCAGGGGAUGCAGUGUGAGUAUAGGAGCCACAGAGGCUGGCAUGAAAUCCUGCCUGUACCACUUGCUCCCUAUUUAAUCAUAGAAGAGUUCUUUACUUCUUCAGUCAUUCUUCCUUUAUCUAUAAGAACAGAAAUGCUACCCUUAAGGGUAGCAGCAAGGGGAGAUAGUGCAUAUAAAUUUCCUUACACGUAUUUGAUAUUCAAUAUUAUCCAUUAUCUAUGUUAUUUUUGGUAUACUGCUUGUUAUUAUCAUGUUGUAAGAUUACUCCUUGUAAGUCAUUUGCAGGCACAAAAAUAGAUUAAUAUAUUCUCAGAAUAUAAGAAAGUGUUGGGUGCUUAUUAUUUCAUUGAUUAAAUGAUGAUUGGUGAUUAUGGACCCCAUUAAAAAUUUUUAUUUUAUUUUAUUUUAUUUUAUUUUAUUUUAUUUUCAGGUGACUGGAAAUGAAUCCUGAAAACUGGACUCAGGUAACAGUGUUUGUCCUUCUGGGUUUCCCCAGUAGCCAUGUCCUGCAGUCCCUGCUGUUCCUGGGGUUGAUGGUGACCUAUAUUGUAACAGCCACAGGCAACCUACUGAUUAUUGGGCUCAGCUGGAUGGACCGACGCCUACACACACAGAUGUACUUCUUCCUGAGGAACCUGUCCUUCCUGGAGCUGUUGCUCGUGUCUGUUGUGGUUCCCAAGAUGCUUGUCAUCAUCCUCACAGGGGAUUGCUCUAUCUCAUUUGCCAGUUGCAUCAUCCAGUCCUACUUCUACUUCCUCCUAGGAACCACUGACUUCUUCCUCUUAGCUGUCAUGUCUCUGGACCGUUACCUGGCAAUCUGCCGACCACUCCACUACGAGAUCCUGAUGAGUGGUCGUGUCUGUUCCCAGCUAGUGCUGGCCUCCUGGCUAGCUGGAUUCCUCUGGGUCCUUUGCCCUACCAUCCUCAUGGCUAGCUUACCUUUCUGUGGCCCCAAUGGCAUUGACCACUUCUUUUGCGACAGUUGGCCCUUGCUAAGGCUCUCCUGUGGGGACACUCGCCUGCUGGAGCUGGUGGCUUUUGUGCUCUCCACAUCAGUAUUAUUGGGCUCACUGGCACUGACCUCAGUCUCCUAUGCCUGCAUCCUUGCCACUGUCCUCAGGGCCCCCACAGCUGCCGAGCGGAAGAAAGCAUUCUCCACUUGUGCCUCCCACCUUACAGUGGUGAUCACUGUCUAUGGCAGCUCCAUUUUUCUCUACAUUCGUUUGUCAGAGUCUCAAUCCAUGCUGCUCAACAAAGGAGCCUCAGUCUUGAGCUGUAUCAUCACACCCCUCCUAAAUCCAUUCAUCUUCAGUCUCCGCAAUGAUAAGGUGAAGCAGGCCCUGAGAGAUGCACUGAGGUGGCACAAGCCCAUGGGUGGGAGAAAAUCUGAGGGCCACAUGUGAAAGGAAAUAUUCCUACUAAGUUGCAAAAUUAAAAUUUUAUUUGAUUUUUAAAUGUAUUUUGAGCUAUUUAUCAAGAUAAUAGUAGCUAUAUUUGGCUGUUAGCUGAGAAAAAAGGAUUUUUUUAUUUCCCUUUAUAACCCCUUAACACAUCAAGAUUUAGGCCUGAGAAACUCACUAGAACAAAGGGUUUUAACUAAAGGAAAUACUGGUCACACAGGGAAAAAAAGAGGAGAUACUAAGAGGAAACAAAGGAAUACUCAAGCAGAGGGAACAGAUGAUCAGAGGUAUGUCUCCAUAUUCCAUUACUACACUGCCUCUGAGGGUAAACUGAGGGGAAAGCCCAGAGCAGAAGGCCUCUUCCUAGUUUACAGUUAGCCUCUUGUGAAUGAGCUAGCCCCACAGUCUGUCCACAAAACAAUCUGACAGGUGGCCACAUCAAAUUAUCUAAAAGAAAUGGGAUGGUGAGACAAAGAAUGGGCUGAGACAUCAGCUUUCCAAGCAUCCUUAGUUUCCAUGUGACAUAGAUGGAACUCCAGAUUUGGUAUACUCCUGAAAAGAAAUACAGGUAGAGUCUGAGUUGGUAGUUAGUAGAUGAUCUUGGUAUUCAUAGUGGCCAGGGGUGAGAUGAUUAAGCCUCUGAGGUGAAAACUUGGUCUAGGAAUAGAUGGGAGGAGAGUAAGAGACUCAAUUAAACAUAUAACCCAAACCAAAUGAACAAACAAGCAAAACAGAGUUAGAUUCACCUUUGAUUUUAAAUGACAGACUUUCUGGAUAGAGUGGUCUUUGUUGAAGGUCCUUCCUUUUCUUCACUUUGCAUAUUUCGCACCAAUC